Molecule: messenger RNA, 2009 nt
Organism: Lutzomyia longipalpis
Lineage: Eukaryota; Metazoa; Arthropoda; Insecta; Diptera; Psychodidae
Product: phosphatidylserine lipase ABHD16A
Exons: 7
Coding region: 115-1677 (520 amino acids)
Biological process (GO): phosphatidylserine catabolic process; monoacylglycerol catabolic process
Cellular component (GO): endomembrane system
Molecular function (GO): glycerophospholipase activity; monoacylglycerol lipase activity
Source: RefSeq, a predicted model, not a curated record
AAUAACAUAAAAGACGAAUAUUUAAAGGGCUUCUUGUGCAAGUGUCAGUGAAUUUUUUUUCUGUUCAUCAAAAUAUGCAAUUUUUUGGCUCUUGAAAAGAAAAAGUAUUUUGCAAUGACUUUCCUGAACUACGUCCUACUGCCGAAGCUCUUCAAGGAGUACAAGUGCAGAACACCAUCACAACAGUAUGAGACUGCUGGACUUGAGAAAUGGGGCGAUCAAAUAAUCACGACGCUCUACAUGAUGUGGAACAUCGGUUACUACACCUCACCCCUAAUUAUCACCUUCCUCUACCGUCGUGGAUACUUUGUUGUUGAGUCAAUCUCAUCUUUGGCAAAAAUAUCCACAGGUUUGGGAAUUUUGGUGGCUGUCUCACUGUGUAUUCGUGGUAUUGGACGCUCUCAGUCACCAUCUUAUGUGAAAUUUGCCAAAAUCCUCAAUAUCGUGAAGAAUAAUACGAAAAAUGAAGCAGCACGCAAGCAAUUGCAAGAGUUUGAUUUUGAUUUUAAAGAAUGGCCCGUAGACUGGUCCGUGGAGGAGUCCGAUGGGACUUCACCAUUCCCCAGAAGUGUCCAGAAGUCUGGGCAUCUCAAGUCGAGCUUCACAAGGCUCCCAUUGGAGGUGAUUGCCUACAUUGCUGUACACACAUUUGGACUUAAAAUGAUCUAUCCAGGAUCCAUAAAGAUUAUGCAGACCUACUUCCAACCGAUGCUUAUUCAAGGACGGACAAAGCUCCACGAAGACGGUGGAGAACGUUUCAAGUUGCUGACCAAGGAUAAAAAUGAAAUUGAUACCUUCUUCGUAGAUAAUCGUGGAAAAUCCGCAACUGGAAAGACCCUCGUUAUUUGCUCAGAGGGCAAUGCGGGAUUCUACGAGAUUGGCAUCAUGUCCACACCGUUGGAAUUGAAAUACUCAACACUAGGAUGGAAUCAUCCGGGCUUUGGAGGAAGCACUGGCCAACCAUACCCGGAUCAAGAUCAAAAUGCCAUAGAUGCUGUGAUGAGAUUCGCUAUACACAAAUUGGGUUUUGCACCUGAGAAUAUUCUCCUUUUUGGAUGGAGUAUUGGUGGUUAUUCCAGUAUUUAUGCCGCCAUUCGUUAUCCAGAUGUCAAAGGAAUUAUCCUUGAUGCAACUUUUGACGAUAUCCUACCUUUGGCAUUGCCAAGAAUGCCCGAAAGUGUUUCGAGUAUUGUUAGAAUGGCCAUACGCAACUACGUCAAUCUACACAAUGCGGAAUUGUUGGAACAGUAUCAAGGUCCAGUUCGUCUUAUUAGAAGGACAGAGGAUGAAGUGAUUGCUGAGGAUUUGAAAUUGGAAACGAACCGUGGAAAUUAUCUUUUGAUUAAAACACUAAAAUUCCGAUUUCCUAACAUUUUCAAGGAACCUCAAGUGGAAUUUGUGCUGAAGAUGCUUUCCCAAACACUGGAUAAAGCGGAUUUGAACACCGACGAUGGUCUCUGUUUGUCCCUCCUGAUGACGUACACAGUGGAAUCGGGACGGCAGUAUCCCCUUGAAAUUGGUGCCAAUUUCACUGAAGAACAGCGAAAUGUGAUGGCGGAGUAUUUGGUGCGGAACCAUAUGGCUGAUUUUAAAUCUAGUCACUGCAUUCCCCUUCCCACUGGAUUCUUCAAGCUACCAUGGGACAUUCCGAAUGAAACUGACUUUGUCUUCACUUAGAAAUUAUGCAGCUUGAUGAAAAGCGCGCCAUGUGUGUGUAGUUUUCUCGUGUACAACUAGGUGUGAUCCAUUUAGACAAAAAAAAAUCAUCUCUAAGAUGUGCUUGAUGGAGCUUUCCUCUUUGAUGGGCAACAGCCACAGCUCUAUCACGGGUAUUCUGUGUGUCUUCGUUUCCUUUAUUUCCAUCUCUUUACUUUCUCAGUCAGCUAACCCAGAGUGACGAUGUUUAUUAGAUUGUAAUAAAAAAAGAAAGAAACUGCUAAUUUAUAUCUUGUAUGCAAUAUAUUUAAAUUCACAGUUCAUGGGAACAGCUUAAUACACUCUCAAAUAUA